AUGUCUGUGACCAGCUGGAAGACAAGGUCAUCCCUGACCCAGGAGAUCCUCAGCCACCUGGGCCUUGCCAGCAAGACUGCAGCUUGGGGAACCCUGGGCACCCUCAGGACCUUCUUGAGCUUCAGCGUGGACAAGGAUGUGCAAAGGCUGCUGAGGGCCAUUGCAGGCCAAGGUGUGGACCGUGGCUCCAUUGUGGACGUACUGACCAACAGGAGCAGAGAGCAAAGGCAGCUCAUCUCUCGAGCCUUCCAGGAGCGCACCCAACAGGACCUGCUGAAGUCCCUGCAGGCAGCACUCUCUGGCAACCUCGAGAGGAUUGUGAUGGCUUUGCUGCAGCCUGCAGCCCAGUUCGAUGCCCAGGAAUUGAGGACAGCCUUGAAGAACUCAGGUUCUGCUGAGGAUGUGGCCGUGGAAAUUCUUGCCACCCGAAGCCCAGCCCAGCUGCAGGAGUGCCUGAUGGUCUACAAACAUAAUUUCCAGGUGGAGGCUGAGGAGGACAUCAAAUGUGAGACCAGCGGCAUCUUGCAGGAACUGCUCCUGGCCCUGGCCAUGGGGGCCCGUGAAAGCUACUCUGGAAUCAUUGACUAUAACCUGGUGGAACAGGAUGUCCAGGCAUUAAAACAAACUGAAGGGCCCAGCACAGAGGGCACGUGGGUCCUAAUCUUCACCCAGCGAAAUCCUGAACACCUCGUCCGAGUGUUCGAUCUGUACCAGCGGUAUACUGGGCACGAGCUGGAGAAGACUGUCCAUCACCUUUUCCACGGAGAUGCCCAGGCAGCUCUGCUCAGCCUAGCCUCGGUGAUCAGGAGCACACCGCUCUACUUUGCUGAUAAACUUCAUCAAGCCCUCCAGGACAUCAAGCCCAAUUACCAAGUCCUGAUGCGCAUCCUUAUCUCUCGAAGUGAGACUGACCUUCUAAGCAUCCGAGCUGAGUUCAAAAAGAAAUUUGGCAAGUCCCUCUACUCUUCUCUCCAGGAGGCAGUGAAAGGGGACUGCCGGUCAGCUCUACUAGCCCUGUGCAGGGCCGAGGACAUUUGAGGCCUCCCUGCCCUCCUGCCCUCCCUACCACACCAUGAUAUCCAAGGAUCUACGAUCCCCAUGUUUGGCUGAUCCUGCAGGAAAUCAGCUGGACCUCCAAAUAGGAUAACCCCUCACUGAGCACCCAUGCUCCAGCUUCUUGUUGAGGCUAGAAUUUGAAGUCUCUUUUGAAUCCCUUGAUUUCCUCACCUCAAAGUGAUGCCUCACCUGGGUCCCCUAUCUCUGUCUUGGGUAUAGACAGCUCUUUGAUGGUUUCUGCCCUACUCAUCCUUCCCAUACCCUGGCCAAAACAUCUCACUGA
This is a messenger RNA of Callorhinus ursinus (northern fur seal), 1339 nucleotides long. It is a transcript of the gene ANXA9, whose product is annotated as annexin A9. Gene Ontology annotation, molecular function: calcium ion binding; phosphatidylserine binding; calcium-dependent phospholipid binding. Lineage: Eukaryota; Metazoa; Chordata; Mammalia; Carnivora; Otariidae. Gene Ontology annotation, cellular component: nucleus; cytoplasm; vesicle membrane. The record is from RefSeq and is a predicted model, not a curated record.